Messenger RNA from Penaeus indicus, 4818 nucleotides. RefSeq lists its product as uncharacterized. Gene Ontology annotation, cellular component: phagophore assembly site. Gene Ontology annotation, molecular function: ubiquitin binding. The transcript has 18 exons. Gene Ontology annotation, biological process: macroautophagy. The record is from RefSeq and is a predicted model, not a curated record. NCBI's taxonomy places the organism in Eukaryota, Metazoa, Arthropoda, Malacostraca, Decapoda, Penaeidae. The coding region runs from base 261 to 3959 and encodes 1232 amino acids.
UGCCCGAAAAAAGGUGAAACAAAUGAGGUUUUAGUGUCUAUGUGGAUCAUAGAGGACUCACGGUUCCAAGACAAUAGCCAGAUUCCUUGUUUGUAGGGGUCAACGGCCCGUUCUCGGAGGCGCUCGCACCGAAACGAACGAAAAAGUCAUCAGUCGCGCAGGUCUUCCCUUGAGACGCAGUUGCAGUUUCCUCGCGAGAAAAUCCCAAAUAUUCGCCAGGCCGCGAGGAGUCAUCGCCCCACGCCUUCCCCGAUGCCACGAUGAAGUACGGCAUCGAAGUUUCCCCCGACGAGACUCCACCCAAGGGGCGCGAGGAGGGCGAGAUGAGGGCAGAGAGGAGGCAGCCCGAGGGCGAGGCGGCCCCGAGGGCGAGUCCAGCGCAGUCCCGACGCCCAGGGAGGAAGCCCGACGAGGCCGCCGAUGCCGUCGUCUUCUCCAUCCAGUUCUACGGCAAGGCCAUCGGGGAGGUCGGCCUCAUGGACCAGGACCUGUCGGAGCUGGACUGGAAGAAGUUCAAGUCGUAUCUCUUUCAGAAUCUCCUAAGUAUAAACCAGCAAGACAAUAUCUGUGUGAGUUACAGCGAUGAGGAAGGAGACAAGCUUCCAAUUGAAUCGGACGAGGAGUACAGGGAGGCUCUGAAGGUGGCAAAGAAGAAAGCCGAGAUGCACGACAAGAUGGUGCUGGACAUCACGCGCCAGGGGGGCCUCCCCACGGUGCUGUCCUUCGUCUCCUCAGGGAUCAAGAAGGUGGGGUCGUCUCCCCCCAAGGAGAGGGGGAUGUCCUUCUUCAAGGCCUCGUCUCCCCCCAAGGAGUCUGGCGGAUUCAUGACCAAGGACUGGAAGCCGUUCCCUCCCUUCUUCAUGCCAGACAAAGUAUCUGUGCCCGUAGGUCCAAUCCCAGGUCAUGUCCAGGGUAUGUGGGGUUAUGACUGUGAUGAGGCCUUGGAGUGUGAUAAGCCCCAUCACACCACCACAACAGCCACUACCACAACCACAACAACCACUACCACGGCCAUGUCCCCACCCCGCACUGACUGCAAGAAGGGCCCGCCAGUCCGAUCUCUCCGCAACUCUCCUCCCAAUUUGCUAUUCAAGUUUGAGGCCCCCUCUCCUAACAUUAAGAGUGAGCCCCCUCACUCCACCACCACCAGUCAGGCUGUCUUUGGUGCAGGUACUGGCGGAUCUGCUGGUGGUGGGGCAAGGUCCAAAGUGCCACAGGAGGCGACACAGCGGCCCGAACAGCCACCUGCUUGGUUCAUCACCUACAUGGAGAAGUUCCGCAAAGAGAUCUGCGAGGAAGUGAGUGAGUGCGUGAUGGAGAAGGUCUCGGGCAUGAUCAAGGAGAUGAAGUUUCCCUCCACCUCAGGGUCUGAGACGGAAGUCGAACAUCAAAUUGCAAAAGGGAAUGCAAAGCUGCAAAAUGAAGCUGCCAGUAAGAACCCGCAGAAGGCCAAAGCAUGCCAGCGCGCACGGGAUGGGAAAAACGAAGAUAUCAAAGGCAAGAAGAAAAAGGUGAAGGCUGGAGAAAAUGAUGUAGGGGCAAAGCGCAAGAAGUUGGCCAAAGAGGAAGAGAGGCUCAUGAAGAAGCAGGAGAAAAUGGAAAAGAAGAAACUGAUGUGCAAAUAUGUUGAUGAGAUGGACAAAGCCAGUCGCACUCAGGAGAAGGUUUUGGCAAAGAUGGAAGGUCUGCGCAAAAAACAGUCCUGCUCCCCAGAGGAACUCAAUAAGCUCAGAAAAAUGGUUGACAAGCAGCAUAGGGUUAUCACAGCUGAGCAGCGACAGCAACGCAGAAACGACCGAAAGGCAGGAAACCAGAAGGCAGGCAAAUCAAAGAAAUUCAAUAUCGACAAUAAGGGAUUCCCUGUAGAUGCAUCACUGUUGCAUGCUGCCCUACAGGAGCUGGAAGCCUUGGCUGAAGACUCGCCCAACGAGGGCACAGCUGGCAUCAGCACAAGGGGUUACGAUGCCCUCUACCUGCACGACGUGACCUAUCCUGAUGGCUCCGAGGUGGCUCCUGGGACAGAGUUUGUCAAGACGUGGAGGGUCGCUAAUACUGGGGUGGAGCCCUGGAAUGAGAAGACAACGUUGUGCAAGUGGAGCCAAGUGCGCUUCCGUGGCUCUCCCGCUGGCUGGAAGCUGAAGCCGUCCUCCAAGAAGGUGGUGUGCCCCCCCCUGGAGCCUGGCCAGGAAGGCGACAUUUCCAUCACCUUCACAGCACCAAGUGAGCCAGGUUGGUAUGCUACUCACUGGAGGUUCUGUCAGCGAGGUCGUGUUUUCGGGAACCAGAUGUGGUGUGCUAUUUACGUGGCAGACCGAAAUGUGCGUGAGAAACUGGAGCCUGUUCAGGGUGAAGAUGUUGCAUCUGCUGUGAGGCUCAUGCUCUCGGUGACUCCAAAACAAUGUCCGUCAAAGGCCAGUGCUGGGAGUGAGGAGACUGUCUGUGAUAAAGAGGAGGAAGAGGAGGAGGACGAGGAAGAGGAAGAAGAAGAGGAAGAGGGAGCCAAGGCACUUAGGAGUAGCCAGACCAAGGGCGACCUUGAGGGCGGCAUUGUAGAGAACUACUAUGAUGCAGAGGAUCCGUUUGAGAAGGAGCUGAGAAAGAACCUGAAGAGCUUGAGCCUUUGCACCAGUGUGAAAGCCGAGGGUGUGGAAGUACGCCGGGCAGAGCGGGAUCUCAUCUCCUUUGAGGAAGAGGCGGAGGUGGUCUCUUCAGGAACCACGACACCGGAGAUGAUCCAGGAUGUUCCUCAGACGCAUGCUGUGGUACCGCUCAAGGAAAUGGCCAAAGAAUCCGUGGAGUCCCUGAGGGAGUCAAUGGUGGGAAAAGACCAAGAAUCGGGAAAGAAGGAGUCGUGCAGACCCAAAGUCUUUCAGGCUGACACUCUGAGCAUCUCUAGUGGGUCCUUCUCUGAAUUAGAUUCUGAGGAUCAAGCCAUCUUGAAUGAGUCUGACACGGAAUACUCGGACAAUGAGUAUUGUCUUGUAAAUCUGCCCGAGUGCUUCAAUGUUCCCUCGCCAUACAAUGGUCUUGCUGAAUCAGUUGUGCAAGAUAUGCAUGAUGUAGACCGACCAGACUCGCCAGAUUUCCUAACGGCAGAUGAAGAUGACCGAACAACUGCCGUAGCCUCAGACUUGCAGGAUGACCAGGCUGAAUCAGUGGAAGGUUCUGGAGGAUCGUCAAAUAAUUCUACUACUUCUCAGGGAAGCCAUUUGUCCACUGUAGUUGAGGUAUCUCAAGAAAAGGCCCAGACCCCACCGCAGGCAGAAUCAGGGAAGAAAAUGCCGAUGCCAGAGCCACCAACAGAUACAAAACCCUUCAUGGAAGUCCCUGCUGAAGCUUUGAGAGCCAACCUUGCUUACGCAGUUCAGCAGUCAUCAGGGAACAGAAACACUGAAGAAGGUGAACAGUCGAAAUCCAAAGACGACACCACCUGGUCACUGAGUGCACAAGCUGCACAAAGUGUUGUAUGCGAACAGCCUUCUUCCACCCAGCAUAAGGAUCACAGGCCACUCUCAAGAUGUAUAGAUGGCAAGGCAGCUGCCAUUGCUGCUGGAGGGACAGACUUGCCUUUGGAUCUUGUUGGUGCACUGCCUGAUGAAUUGGUCAGCAUCAUCCCAGAGGAUUUGGUGCGUGGGGCAUGGAACACUGCCCGCUCCUUCAUCACACGAAUCAACCAGGAAAUGCUAUCACCAACUGGAACCGAUUCUCCUGAUCAAGUCUACGCUUCGGAAGAGAGCUCAGCCCCCAAGUCAGAGCCAAAAGAAACAACCCAGAAAGAGGAACCCGUUCGGAAAGAGGAAUCUCCCACUGAGAGACGGACUUCACCCUUGCCGCCCCCUAUGCAGCAGCUUGAAGACAUGGGCUUUGGCAACCGAGAAGUGAACCAACGCCUUCUCACAAAGUACAAUAAUGAUGUUUCAUGUGCUGUGGCUGAACUCAUAGUUCUCAAUUGUCAGUAAACAAAAAAAUAUUUAAAUAAUUUCAUCAUCGCUUGUUACCUACUGGCUGUCACUCUGAUAGAUGGAAUGUAUGUUCAUGAAUAAUUUAUCUUGAAUAUGAAGAAAGAUGAUGUAGUGUUAAUUGUGAUAGGAAAUAAACAAGUUUAAUGUUUAGUCAAGAAACGUUGAUACAUUUAGUUAUUAUGAUUGUCGUAUUAAAUAUUAGGCGCGCAGGAAUGCUUUCUCAGAAGAUUGGAGUUUACACAUAAUAUGGUGGGACCAUGCUUGUGUAUUUGUGUUUUAUGUUACUUAUAUGUUAACAGAUGUAUCUAAGGGAAAAAUAUGGGAUGGGGGGGAAGGGGAAACGCCAAGAACAUCAUUUUAUUUGUAAAUAAAAUGAUCAUUCGUCCAGCACUUUCUCUUAUGUUGUUGGAGUAGCUUUAUUGAGUAAUCCUGAGCUUCUGGAAAUUUUUGAAUUGAUAUUCUUUGCAGUUGCUCUUCUGUUAAUCCAUUAUUGCUGGCCUUACUAAACACACAACUUGAAAAUUUACACUUGUCUUCAUAAGAGACUCCAGCACAAGGUUUAGUGGUAAAAUUUUGUAGUUUUUGAUGCACAACAUAGGGUAAUAGGCUGUAUGGGAAGCUUUUAUUUUCAUUAUUGAUAUUGUUAUUAUUAUUAUUGUCAGUAUUCUUAUUGUUAUUAUAAUUAUUGUUGUUAUUAUUAUUAUUGUUAUUAUUAUUAUUAUUAUUAUUAUUAUUAUUAUUAUUUUUAUUUUUAUUAUCAUCAUCAUUAUUAUCAUUAUUAUUAAUUAUUGCUAUAACUCUUGCUAUUGUUAGUACCAUUACUGUUGCUAUUACUAUUACCAUUACUGUUAUUAUU